Messenger RNA from Propithecus coquereli (Coquerel's sifaka), 592 nucleotides. RefSeq names its product tumor necrosis factor receptor superfamily member 10A-like. Bases 1 to 444 code for a protein of 147 amino acids. The transcript has 5 exons. The record is from RefSeq and is a predicted model, not a curated record. Lineage: Eukaryota; Metazoa; Chordata; Mammalia; Primates; Indriidae.
AUGGUUGGAGCUUUCCUGUUCCUCCUGGUGGUGGUAUUGCUUUGGUGGUGCAUCCGCACAGGUCACUGCAAGGACCUUAAGAGCCUGGACAAAUUCUUCUUCUGGCGUGGGAGGUCCCCACGAGGGCCUGGGGCUGAGGACAAUGCCCGCAUUGAGAUCCGGAACAACAGAGACUCUUGUUCCAUCCUGGACUCUCAGCAGACAAUGGAAAGCCAGGAGCUGGCAGUGCUGACAGGUGUCACCGUAACGUCCCCAGGGGAGGCAGAGUGUGUGCUGGGACCCACAGAAGCCAAAGGGUCUCAGAUGACGACGCCACUGGUUCAAGCAAAUGGCGUCGGCGCCGAUCCCACUGACAAACCCGCUCAUGAGGCUGAUGGCACUGAUGGACAACGACAUUCAUGUGGCCAGAGCCCGCCCAGUGGGCCGGGAGGAUGCCCUGUAUGAAAUGCUGGUGCGAUGUGUCAGCAGGACGGGGCCGGAGGCCUCAGUGCACAGCCUGCUGGAGGCCUUGGACAGUCUGGGCAAAGGUACACAAAGGAGACCAUCGAGGACCACCUGGAGGGCUCCGGGACCUUCAUCUCUCUAGAUGGUG